Myotis brandtii (Brandt's bat) is the source of this 1126-nucleotide messenger RNA. RefSeq names its product adenylate cyclase type 10-like. The record is from RefSeq and is a predicted model, not a curated record. Gene Ontology annotation, biological process: intracellular signal transduction; cyclic nucleotide biosynthetic process. Lineage: Eukaryota; Metazoa; Chordata; Mammalia; Chiroptera; Vespertilionidae. The transcript is spliced from 8 exons. Gene Ontology annotation, molecular function: adenylate cyclase activity. The coding region runs from base 138 to 1115 and encodes 325 amino acids. Gene Ontology annotation, cellular component: cytoplasm.
AUCAAUAAAACAUAUUUAAAAAAAAAAAAAAGACAUCUGCUCCCUUUACCCGGGUCUGAUACGUGGAGGCAAUAAAAGUUGAGGAUUGUCAGCUAACGUAAUCAUCUCUGCUUUGUUGGCUAGGGUUCACAGCAUUGAUGGACAGGUUCAGCCUGACCUGCAAGUCGGAAGAUGACCUGGACAAACUGGCCCACAUUUUCAGUUAUUACAUUAGUGACAUCAUCGAGCAUGUACUCUGUUUUGGAGGAGAUAUCCUAAAUAUCACAGGGAAUGUCCUCCUGGCACUCUGGACAGUGGAACAGAAUCAACUGAGUGACAUCAUUACCCUCGUGGCAAAAUGCAGUCUGGAGAUACAGGAGAAAUUUGGGGUCUACCAUACCAGAGAAGGCCAGGACCUGCAGCUAAAGAUAGGUCUAUCUGCAGGUCGGAUUUCCCAGGUUAUUGUUGGAGAUGAACAACGACAGUACCUCUUGGUGAUUGGGCGGGAUGUAGAUGAUGUCCAGUUAGCUCAGCGUUUGGCUCAGGCAAAUGAGAUUGUCUUGUCCUGGAACUGCUGGACACUCUGUGAGCAGUACAUGUUUGAAGUGGAAAUCAUGAAGGAGGAUGAAGCUGUGAAGUUAAGAGAUAUGCGGAUCACUGACCCAUUUGAUUUUGAUGAGCAUUUUGACAAGUGCCUCAAUUAUCUGCCACAUUACCGGACAAGUGCUAAUACUCUAAGAACUGCCCUGGAGUUGGAUCCAGACUCUGCACUUGAGCAAACUCUGCGGAAGCACAUAAUGAAAAACCUCUUGAAGAAGAUUGACGAAGGCCAACCUAUGGAGUAUAUAUCUGAAUUUCGUACCGUGACUAUGGUUUUGGUCAGCCUAGAAUUUCACAAGACAGGAUGGAUGUUGCGUUUGUGUCAUCUUAUCCAGGAGGCUGCAUUGUACAUCUCCACAGUCAUAGAGAAAGGGGGUGGCCAGCUGAGCCAGAUCUUUAUGUUUGAGAAAGGCUGCAUGUUCCUCUGUGUGUUUGGCCUUCCUGGGGAUAAGAAGCCAGAUGAGUGUGCACAUGCCCUGGAAAGCUCAGUCAGCAUCUUCAACUUCUGCUGGGAGAAUCUUUCUGAGACCAAGUGAGGAGGAAGGUG